AUGCUCCGACAACUAUCACGAGCCGUGCUGCAGACGCCCAAGAAGGCGAUCCGACUCUCGUACUGGCACUUCGCUGUCUGGUGGGUCAUCAUUCUCGCUGUGCACGUCAUCACUUGUGUGUUCAACGCGCUAUAUGCUUACGGCUACUGGAACUUGGACGGGACUUAUCUCAACACCUGCCUCUCAUUCUACAACAUCGGCAUGUCAGAGCCAUAUCAUCACACAAUUGCGUUUGUUCAUGGAACGGUAUCUGCUAUCCACGGAACUUGCAUCCUGUUAAUGCUUGGAGGCUCACUACGACAGAAAUCACUAGCAUUCACACCCUGGUCAAUAAGCACCGUCGGGGAUGAAGUGAAGUCAAGUCGUACCACCAGUUCGGCAGUGCUCCAGAAUGUUACAAGAGCUUACGGUAAUGUUACCUAUCUUUGUGGGUUGUGUGGCGUUAACGGAAAAUACUUCGACGCUGCUUUGAUCUGCCGCGAGAUAGUAGAAACAGCGUUGCAGACCGCACAAGCGUAUCGAAUGAGUGUACUAUUACCUCGAACACUACUGAAUCGAGCCUAUGUUAUUUUACUUGCAGCCAAUUGCUGGACCUCAAUCGUUGCGGAUUCAGUAUUUUUCGGCCGAGAUGAAGCGAGAAGGAGAUUCACCUGUAUCGUGUUGGACGGUAUGCUGGACCUCAUGGCUUGUAUGGGUGUCCAGCUAAUGGUGAUGGCUAACUACGUUGGGGACUAUAAUACUGAGCUUCAAGGUUUUGACUCAACGAUCUGGUACGAUGAUAAGUGGGUCGCUCGAGCUUUAAACGAGUUUCGGAUGGUCGUUGUGGUCUCAUGGUCAGAUCUAGUAAGCCGCACCAUCUUCUCACUCGGACUGGUUAUCACUACUACAAGUAUGAAGCGUUUACUAUGGCGCUUGCCAAAUAAUACAAGUCGUGUUGCGCAUUCUCCAACCCCACUAGUUUUUGUCGUUAAAACGUCGAAAAGGGUUCUAAACUCUGACGAAACGAGAAAACCCGGACCGACAGUUGAGGGCGAAUUGAGUCAACUACAGAAGACCAAAACCUCAUGGUUUGACACACUGGUUGCCAGUCUUAAACGGUUAUUCUCACGUCGAGAGCGUAGCAUGUUUCAUGUUGCUCACAUCUCGUUCGGAGUCUGGGGAAUCGUGAUACUUGGGCUUCAUAUUCACGCAUCAAUGCAACCAUCAUUACCUCAGUGCUUCAUGCAGGUACGACCAUGGACAGUAUCGCAAGCUUCGUGCUAUUUGGUUGGUCUGGAUUGCCAUGCAUUAGGCAUUUCUGGAAAAAAGGAGGCUGUAGAAAAAAUGUGGAGUGAGUUUGACGCCUCCACGGUUGUUCAACUAUUGAUACGACAUUGUUCUGGACUCGAGAUGCCGGAAGUUUUUACAAAAUUCAGGGGGUUACAUGGAAUUAAAGUGUACAACACAACUAUAACGCAGUGGGGGGAAUCGGCAGCGUUCACGGCUUUAAACCACCCCACAAUAGCGUCGUUGUACUUAGUUCGUGUCAACUUUACCGACGGCUUACUUCCCAUUGGUCUCCAAUCGCAAAACUUCCCGAGCACUUUGAAUGAUGUCGAGAUCUGUGUUACGAACUUGCGAUUACUACCGGAUGACCUCGCUACAAAGUGGCCACCGGGCGGACUUAUUUACGUGGAAUACGCUCAGCUGACAACUGUUCCUGAAGCUUUAGUACUCCUUGAUCCAGUUUACUUGUCAAUAGCGGGGAAUCCGAUCACUGAACUCCCUCCGGAACUAUUCGAGAUUCCGGAUCUGUUCUACCUGAUCGUAAGCGACUUGAAUCUGCACGAGCUGCCGCGCAAUGUGACACAGCUGUCUCCGAGUUUAUCACGGAUUUGUAUCGUCAAUACCAACAUUUCAUUCUUUUGGUCGUGGUUCGACGAGUUCGUUGCGCAAGCGGGAGAAUAUCGUUACCCCCUGAGAGCUGCGGGCUCUUCCUACUGCAACGAAUUGGAGAAUUUAAAGGCUGGUGCUGCAAAUAACUUCCGCCUUCCGCUUUUUCCAGAGUUCUCGCAAAUUCUCAUGAAUCCAGCACAAGAAAACCGACAAAUCAUUUCAAAAAUUGUGGAUUGCGAUGUCCACAACUACAGUGUGUAUUACCCUCUCAACUAUGAUGACAAUAUCAACGCGAUAUCACCUCCGUAG
Messenger RNA from Phytophthora nicotianae INRA-310, 2184 nucleotides. RefSeq lists its product as hypothetical. The coding region runs from base 1 to 2184 and encodes 727 amino acids. The transcript has a single exon. The record is from RefSeq and is a predicted model, not a curated record. Lineage: Eukaryota; Oomycota; Peronosporomycetes; Peronosporales; Peronosporaceae.